AUGGUAGGGUGUUGGUUGUUGGAUGUGUUGGAUAUUGUAUUAAAAAAAGGUAAGUAUUUUUAAUAAAACAAGAUAAACUGAAAUCAACAUUUUAGGAUUAGGAGAUAUAAAAAUUAUCAUAAAUGAUUUAUGAAAAAUCUAUUACCACUAUUCCAAAGUGUGAGCCAAGUGUCUUCAGGUUUUCUACAUUAAAGAGUCAAUGUUAUAGGUUAAGAAACCUAAUCUGA
Paramecium sonneborni is the source of this 227-nucleotide messenger RNA. The record is from the annotation of a GenBank genome assembly. NCBI's taxonomy places the organism in Eukaryota, Ciliophora, Oligohymenophorea, Peniculida, Parameciidae.